AUGCAUUCAACCUUGGUCUCCGGAUGGACUGUGACGAAUCUUGGUCCAUUGACCACAACCUACACGGCGCCUCCGUCGUGUUCGACAGAUAAUGUAUAUAUCCAAAUCGGAGAGACAUUCGUUGACUCGGGUACCAAUGACACUCGAAUUUUUCCCGUGGGCAUGGCAUGCAAUGAGCCCGUUCCGUCGUUUGGAAGCUGUCUGCCCUCAGGCGCGAAGCUUGACGAAGCCUACAGCUCGGUAGACACUGACCAAGUGUCGGCGGGAUAUACGGUUGCAUAUUACUCUCCCGGCCUGGUCUGUCCAUCUGGCUGGAGCACUGUCGGCGUUGCGACCAAGACAGAAGGAGGGUCAAUUACCAGUUCCGGCCCAGGCUUCGUCAAUCCUUCCCCGGAACCUGACUUCACGUACGUCAACAAUGUGGGCCCAAACGUCCUUCUAGCGGGUAUGGAUGAGGGCGACGCGGCCGUUCUGUGCUGUCCAAGCUCAUACACUGCCGAUGCCCAGGGAGCUUGCUCCUCUAUUGUGUCAUCCUACAGCGUCCCCAACGAGUAUUGUAUAAGGGUUAUAGACGAUGAUAGUAGUGACAGGGCAAACACUACUCUGAGCAUCUUUGGAACCACUGUGACCGGCACAGCAUUCGGGACAGGCACUAUUACGACUGAGACCAUGACCCUCGAGACCCCGACGGAGAGCUACGUUGGCGUCUCCUACGUGGCGAUGUUGUAUUUGGUCCAUGAUGCUACAGAGACCGCCACGGGCUCCUCAUCGCCGACAUCGUCUCCGUCUCCGUCUUCAUCUUCGUCUUCGGCUGCUUCGGCGAACGCCAGGGUCCCGAGGUUGGCGUCCGCUGCACUUAUUGUUUCGACGCUGUUUGCUGCUUUCACGUCGGGCUUCAUGUUGCUGAUGGCUUGA
This is a messenger RNA of Diaporthe amygdali, 915 nucleotides long. RefSeq lists its product as uncharacterized. NCBI's taxonomy places the organism in Eukaryota, Fungi, Ascomycota, Sordariomycetes, Diaporthales, Diaporthaceae. The transcript is spliced from 3 exons. Bases 1 to 915 code for a protein of 304 amino acids. The record is from RefSeq and is a predicted model, not a curated record.